Molecule: messenger RNA, 1256 nt
Organism: Halichondria panicea
Lineage: Eukaryota; Metazoa; Porifera; Demospongiae; Suberitida; Halichondriidae
Exons: 1
Coding region: 81-1145 (354 amino acids)
Source: RefSeq, a predicted model, not a curated record
CACUAGAAGAAACAAUAAGGACAGUCUUUUUGCCAAAAUUGACUGGACAGAAUGCCUUUGGUGAUCUGGAAAGACAGAUAAUGGCACUCCCAGCCCGCCAUGGGGGACUUGGUAUAGCAAACCCGUGUGAAACAAGCCCUGGUCAGUUCACGAUGAGCAUGUCAAUCUCAGCACCACUAGUCAGCCUGAUACUUGACCAAUCCGAUAUAUACGAACCUACAAUGAAGCAAGAGCAAGCCAGACUGAGGAACAAUGCCAAAAAAUUCCGCCGACAGAUGGAAGCCAGGACAGCAAGUGAGCUAAAUGAAGAACUACCAAACAAUUUGAAAAAAAUGGUUGGAAUAUGCUCAGAGAAAGGUACCUCAAGCUGGAUAACAGCGCUGCCUAUUGCAGAGCAUGGUUUCAUGCUACACAAGGGAGCCUUCAGAGAUGCUCUUUGCCUCAGGUACGGCUGGCGGCCUCAGAACCUACCCUCUCACUGUGUCUGUGGACUUCACUUCACAGUAGAGCAUGCACUCAGCUGCUCUAGGGGAGGAUUUCCAACAAUAAGACAUAAUGAAAUACGCAACAUCACAGCAAAUCUUAUGAGCGAAGUAUGUCCAGAUGUGGGUAUUGAACCAACCUUACAGCCUGUGACGGAAGAGCAGUUCCAACUUAGGACAACCAACCGCGAGGAUGGGGCUCGCCUUGAUGUUGUGGCCCAGAACUUCUGGAGCAACGAUAGACAGAGUGCAUUUUUUGAUGUCAGGGUCUUCAACCCGUACGCACCUACCUAUCGCCGCUCCACCAUGGCCCAGAGCUACAGAAGAAACGAGAUGGAGAAGAAGAGAGCUUAUGAACAGCGUGUAAGAGAAGUCGAACAUGGAUCGUUUACGCCUUUGGUUUUCUCUGCUGCUGGAGGUAUGGGUCCGGCUGCAGAUAUUGUCUACAAGAAACUAGCUUCAAUGCUGGCAGAGAAACAGGACAAAACAUACAGCACAACUCUGAAUUGGAUGAGGUGUAGGCUAAAUUUCUCCCUCAUAAGAUCAGAGAUUAUGUGCAUCAGAGGCUCUAGGAAGUCAUUCACCACCACCACACCAUGGAAGGCCUUAGACACUGGCACUAUUGACCUAGCAACUCAAGAAGGCCGGGUGCUAUCGGUCUGAAACAUGUGUUUUCACCCAGGAACUUUAUAAAAUUAUGUCACAUGUUUUUGUUGUUUUUUCUUGGUUUGUUUUUUUGUUUUGUCUUUUGUCUUUUGUCUUCUCACUUGCAAU